Molecule: messenger RNA, 1434 nt
Organism: Boleophthalmus pectinirostris (great blue-spotted mudskipper)
Lineage: Eukaryota; Metazoa; Chordata; Actinopteri; Gobiiformes; Gobiidae
Gene: selenom
Product: selenoprotein M
Exons: 6
Cellular component (GO): endoplasmic reticulum lumen
Molecular function (GO): oxidoreductase activity
Source: RefSeq, a predicted model, not a curated record
UCCGGUUCUUCAGGGAGAGACAUCUGACGUGGCACCGGGGCGCGCAUCACUGCUCCGCGGCCGCUCCUGAGUGCUCCUCCGCCGGCUCUCCUCUCACACUUUCAGCGGGGACACACGCGGGAGAAGCCGAGACAUGUGGCUGGUGGUCCUGCUCAGCCUCCUCCAGAGCGCCGCGGCCUACGACGUGGACCCGGAGAAGCUGCAGGGACUGGCCAAAGCCCGAGUGGAGACGUGUGGAGGAUGACAGCUGAACCGCCUCAGAGAGGUCAAGGCCUUCGUGGUCCAGGACAUUCCUCUGUAUCAUAACCUGGUGAUGAAGCACAUUCCUGGAGCCGACCCGGAGCUCGUCCUGUUGAACCACUACUUCGAGGAGCUGGACCGCAUCCCUCUGACCGACAUGACUCGCUCGGAGAUCAACGAUCUGCUCGACAAACUGGGCUUCUAUAAGAAAGAGCAGCCGGAGGACGAGGUGCCAGCGGAGUUCAGGUUCUCCCCCGCCAAAGACAGUCCCUUCCCCGAUGAGCCUCCGUUCAAGACGGCCGUGGCCUCGGAGCCCAAGGAGCCCGAGCACACCGACCUGUAGGGGGAGCCACUGCUGGCGCUGGGCGGGGAGUGCCGUCCUCCGUGAGCACCCAUGGGUCCCUGCGUUGUGAGGAGCACCCUGAGUGAGCCUGCCGUGUCCCGCUGGCCCACACCCACGCCCAAUGACGCCCCAGGCACAAAGCUCUGCAUGUCUGAGGCCGACGCUCUGCUGGGGUGGGGCCGGCCAGGCACGCGGGACCUCAGGGGCCUGCAGGAAAACGGGUUCACUACAAACAAACGGCUUGUGAUUUAUUUGACUCUAUUAAAGGGGACAUGUGAUGCACAUUCUUGAGCUUUAAACAUAGUUGUUGAAUUGAGUAGUUUUUCAGGGACUCGUGUUCAGUUGACUCGAGUCCACAUUUGUGCAUCUGCCUUCAUGACAUGUUAACAUCAGACUGACAGCACCAUGCUGUGAAUUCUUUUUACAGUGUUUUAGUGGAGCUGUUGCCAGCAAAGGGCAUGUACAUAUUAAAGCCACAGUCUGUACCUUUUCAGCCCAAAUUAGGCAUGUUUUGGAUUUUUCGUUUUGGAUUUUUCAUGUUGGUUGUAUUAUUGCACAGAUCUAUGGGCUUGCAUCUCCAUGUACCCGACUCUUAUGUGGCUUAGCCUGCUUGUUUCCAUGGAAAUCUUCCACAGGAUGAUAUAAAACUAGUCUGUCAUUGUGUGUGGUUUUAACUUUCUAUUUCCAUGGAAUCACACAGGUGACGUACUGUAUCUUUAAGUUCUAAAACACAAAUGAUGCAAAGUGCAGGUUUCAAAGCUCAAAGUGCACAAUGUGUCUCCUUUAACCUGGGAACACCACCUGACAUUACACUGUUUAUCUGAUUCAAGUGAAUAAAGUUGUGUGUGUCA